GCUCUUCCUGCGGCCACGAAGAGCGGUCCUAGUGCCCUCCAUGUAUCCUAACCGCCAUUGAACAAACAAAAAAAAGACGAACGACGAAGCCAACUUGGAAGUGGUCCAUGGAAAGGUUGGUAGCGCGACCUCCUGUACUGUAGAAUGUAGUAUGGACCAUAGGACAGGAAGAAGAAGUCCCGUUAAGAAGCUGUGGAGACCUAAGAUGCUCUACUAGUCUGCUGGAAAUCCAAAGAAGACGAAGGAGUAAAAAGCAAAAUGGCGUUUGACAGAGAAGGCCUAAACGUGGCCACUGGCCAUUAUUGUUUCUCUAUUUGUAUAUUUAGUGCAUACAUGUACGCAUAUAUGUCGUGUAGUAGAUGAAACAUUCUUAGUCAUUGUUUGUACCCGGAUACAUUAGUCUGAGCGCACUUUAUCGCGUCUUGUGCUAGUUAGCUUAGCUUGUUAGCUGCUAACAAAGAGGCGCGGACGUUAUCAACAAAUCGCUAAGUAGAGAUCAAAUGUGAGAGUAAAGUGUUGUGAUUGUGUGAAAAUGUGCGAAAGAACGAUAGCAAAGUAUGAGGAGGAACUUUGGCCCGCAAAAGAGGAGAACAAGCGACAACAUCAACUACUGGACGCUGUUUUCAAGAAACAUCAAGUUGUGUUACACAGAACAGACGUCCAUCAGCCCCCUCACAUUAAAGAAGAAGAUGAGGAUCCACAGCCCCCCCACAUUAAAGAGGAAGAGGAGGAAGUGUGGAUCACUCAGGAGGGAGAUUGUCUUCUAGGGCAGGAGGAGGCUGAUCUCAGCAAGUUUCCACUGACUGUUGUCUCUGUGAAGACUGAAGAGCAUGAAGACAAACCACCUGAGUCCUCACAGCUUCAUCACAGUCCAAACGUCCAGCAGCCCCCCCAUAUUAAAGAGGAAGAGGAGGAAGUGUGGAUCAGUCAGGAGGGAGAGUGUCUUCUAGGGCAGGAGGAGGCUGAUCUCAGCAAGUUUCCACUGACUGUUGUCUCUGUGAAGACUGAAGAGCAUGAAGACAAACCAGCUGAGUCCUCACAGCUUCAUCACAGUUCAAACGUCUGUAAAGAACAACUUCUGCCUGAAAAACAGGAGUGUAGCUUCAGGAUGGUGAAGGAGGAUCCUUCAAAGAGGACGACCAGGCGCCACGGACCCUCUGGCGUCUCCUUUUCCUCUUUGACACAGACCCUUCCCUGUAAAAAGGAAGAGGAAAACUCACCGACGCCCCACAUUAAAAAGGAAGCGAUGGAACACAACAUCAGUCAGGAGGGAGAUGAUCUUGAAGGACUGGUGGAGUUCCCAGUGACUGGUGUCCCUGUGAAGAGUGAAGAUGAUGAGGUCAAAAGUGAAAGUGAGGAGAAGAGAGAGGGGGAGCCUCCAAGCAGCAGCUCAACACAACACAUGACAACAGAAGCUGAUGGAGACCACAGUGGAGGAUCACAAGCAGACAAGCUCUUAGCUCCACUAUCAGAUAGUGAGGACACAACGUCACACUCUCCUGACACUGAUGAUGAAGACUCUAAAGACGAUAAGCCAUGUCACACUGACAACACUCACUUCACAUGUUCUCACUGUGACCAAACAUUUAGAUAUCAUUGUCACCUAAAAGCACACAUGGGAAGACACACUGGAGAAAAAACAUUUCCCUGUUCAAUCUGUGGUAAAGGUUUUGUACACAGUCACCAUUUGAAAGUGCAUAUGAGAAUGCACAGUGGUGAAAAACCUUUUUCCUGUUCAACCUGUGGUAAAGGUUUUACACAAAGUCAUGAUUUGAAAGUACACAUGAGAACACAUACUGGUGAAAAACCGUUUUCUUGUUCAACCUGUGGUAAAGGUUUUACACAAAGUCAACAUUUGAAAAGACACAUGAGAACACACACUGGAGAAACACCUUAUUCCUAUUCAACCUGUAGUAAAGGUUUUACACAAAAUCAACAUUUGAAAGUGCACAUGAGAACACACAGUAGUGAAAAACCUUUUUCCUGUUCAAUCUGUGGUAAAGGUUUUGCACACAGUAACAAUUUGAAAAGACAUAUGAGAACAGACACUGGUGAAAAAUAUUCUUCCUGUUCAACCUGUGGUAAAGGUUUUACACAAAGUCAGGAUUUGAAAGUACACAUAAGAACACACACUGGUGAAAAACCUUUUUCUUGUUCAACCUGUGGUAAAGGUUUUACUCAAAGUCAACAUUUGAAAGUACACAUGAGAACACACACUAAUGAAAAACCUUUUUCCUGUUCAAUCUGUGGUAAAGGUUUUACACAAAGUCAGAAUUUGAAAAGACACAAGAGAACACACAUUGGUGAAUAAUCACAUUCCUGUUCAAUCUGCAACAGAAGCUUUGGUGACCGACCAUCCCUUGUAGCACCUAUGAGAAGACACACAGGAGAGAAAUUGUUGAGUUGCAGUGUGUGUGGUGAAAGAUUCUCUUCUAAGUACCAGUGUAAGAAACACAAGUGUGCUGGUGAGAACAACAGCAGCAAAUGAAACUGCAGGAUUUGAAAUAAACUGUCAAGACUUUAAUUUAGAUUUUCUAACAUCAGCACAUAAAACAUGUGUGACAUUGUUGUUUGUGUAACAAUCUUUUAAAUAUGCUUAUACAUUUAUGGAUUAGAUAUUUUAUCUUUGUUCUUUUUUCAGUGAAGUAUAUGCAUUAUUAAUAUGCAAUCAAAGUUUGGAGUUUAUUUUGUUUCCUUAUCACAGAACUAACAAGUGUUGUCUUCAAUUGCAAAACAAGAUUCUAAAAAAUAUUUUAAGUGGUCAAUUCUUUCUUUUUUUUCUUAAAUGAACUCCUUUGCUUUUAGAAGAAUGGAAACUUUCAAGUUAUGAGUAUUGUUUUUGUUCCAGAGAAAAUACAGUAAAGGAGGAAUAGUAAACAAUUAAAAAGAUGAUAUACUGUAACAUCAAUAUUUUGGAUGAAAGCCUUUUUAAUUUUUAUAAUUAUUUUUUUGGGUCACACAUAACAAUGAAAUAUUCAAUAAUAAAAUACUUUUAUCACUCAAUAA
This is a messenger RNA of Nerophis ophidion (straightnose pipefish), 3006 nucleotides long. Its product is annotated as zinc finger protein 436-like. The record is from RefSeq and is a predicted model, not a curated record. NCBI's taxonomy places the organism in Eukaryota, Metazoa, Chordata, Actinopteri, Syngnathiformes, Syngnathidae. The transcript has 4 exons. Bases 533 to 2311 code for a protein of 592 amino acids. Gene Ontology annotation, biological process: regulation of transcription by RNA polymerase II; central nervous system development. Gene Ontology annotation, molecular function: DNA-binding transcription factor activity, RNA polymerase II-specific; RNA polymerase II cis-regulatory region sequence-specific DNA binding. Gene Ontology annotation, cellular component: nucleus.